AUGACGUCACAACAAGCCCGGCCCCCGGCAGGCUCCGCCCCUGGCGUUGCCGGGACGCGCAGGCGCAGCUCAGUCCUGUUCUGGACGCGGAGCGGAGCGGACGGCGAAGGCGAGGGGAGGAGUCAGUGGGCCGAGCCGAGCGCGAGCGACCGCAGCGAAGGGCGGGACUUGAGGAGGAGGCGCGGGAAGCGUGUGUGGUGGUGGAGAGGGAGAGGCCGAGAGACCGGCGCGACCUCGAGGCGGUGGCACGUGCGGCGACACGCCAUGGCGGGCACGGCGAAGCCGAGGGAGCUGCUGAAAGCGCGGCGGGACGCGGGCAAGGCCGGGGCGCUGGUCCGGCUGCUGAGCACCUCGGCCACGAAGGUGCUGCUGCACAAGAUCGAGUUCCAGCCCGCCAGCCACGGCUUCUCCGGCCAGCCGGAGCUGCUGCGGGCCAAGUACCUGCUGCUCAACCCCCGCACCGAGCCCGCCGAGCACCCCCGCGGCGCUGAGGAGGGACAGCCGGGCAAGCAGGGCAGCGACCGGACCCCGGGGCGCCUCGGGGACGGCGUCCCUGCACCCCAGAAGGGGCUGUUCCCUGCAGGGCGCCUCGCCAUGCAGUGGCAGCGUGUCCAGCGCAUCGGCGCCGGGCUGCUCAACCUGGGAAACACCUGUUUCCUCAACGCCACCCUGCAGUGCCUCACGUACACGCCACCGCUCGCCAACUACCUGCUCUCCAGGGAGCACAGCCGCACCUGUCACCAAAGCGGCUUCUGCGUGACAUGCGUCAUGCAGAACCACGUCACGCAGGCGUUCGCGAACAGCGGCAGCGUGAUAAAGCCAGUGUCCUUUGUCCGAGACCUCAAGAAGAUCGCCCCGCACAUCCGCUUGGGCAGGCAAGAGGACGCACACGAGUUCCUCCGUUUCACCAUCGAUGCCAUGCAGAAGGCCUGCCUGCCCGACUGCACCGAGUUGGAUCGCCAGACCCAAGCCACCACCCUGAUCCACCAGAUCUUUGGCGGUUCCCUGCGGUCCCGUGUGAAGUGCUCGAUGUGCAAAGCAGUCUCGGACACCUUUGACCCCUGUCUGGACCUGCCGGUGGAGAUCACGCAAGCCGCAAACGUAGAGCAGGCACUGGAGCUGUUUGUGAAGCCAGACCUGCUGGGCGGAGAGAACGCCUACCUGUGUGACAAAUGCAAGAAGAAAGUGUCGGCAACCAAACGCUUCACCAUCCACCGAGCGCCCAGGGUUCUCACGCUUGCUUUGAAGCGUUUUGCCGACUUCACCGGAGGCAAGAUCACAAAGGACGUGGGCUACCCUGAGCUCCUGAACAUCCGCCCGUACAUGUCCCAGACCAGCGGGGAUCCGGUAAUGUACGGGCUCUACGCGGUGCUGGUGCACUCGGGGUACAGCAGCCACUCAGGACACUACUACUGCUACGUGAAGGCCAGCGACGGGCAGUGGUACCAAAUGAAUGACAACGUGGUCCGCCCCAGUAACAUCAAGGUGGUCCUUAACCAGCAGGCGUAUGUGCUGUUCUACCUCAGGUGA
Messenger RNA from Columba livia (rock pigeon), 1530 nucleotides. RefSeq names its product ubiquitin carboxyl-terminal hydrolase 36-like. Bases 1 to 1530 code for a protein of 509 amino acids. Gene Ontology annotation, molecular function: cysteine-type deubiquitinase activity. Gene Ontology annotation, biological process: regulation of apoptotic process; protein deubiquitination. The record is from RefSeq and is a predicted model, not a curated record. Gene Ontology annotation, cellular component: cytosol; nucleus. Lineage: Eukaryota; Metazoa; Chordata; Aves; Columbiformes; Columbidae. The transcript has 10 exons.